Messenger RNA from Anopheles bellator, 5085 nucleotides. RefSeq lists its product as uncharacterized. Bases 1 to 5085 code for a protein of 1694 amino acids. The transcript is spliced from 4 exons. The record is from RefSeq and is a predicted model, not a curated record. Gene Ontology annotation, molecular function: protein binding. NCBI's taxonomy places the organism in Eukaryota, Metazoa, Arthropoda, Insecta, Diptera, Culicidae.
AUGGCUCCUACGGUAUCAAAGUCGGCGUACAAUGAGCAGCUAGAGAAGUUUCAAGCUGCGCUUCAACCCACUGCCGCAGCAGAACGCAUUUUACGCACGCUGAAGGAAAUACAAUGCUUUGCCGACAGCUUUACGGGCCAUGCCAAUCGAUUCGUCUGCUCAGCCGAUCUAUCCAAAGUGUUGCUCAACUGGAUGGUACAGAAGCAAACCGCGGACCUAGCAACCGACGCUUGGCAGGCUGCAUACGAAUUGGCCAAAAAAUAUCUGAAAAUCUGCCACGAUGCCCCUGACACCAUACGGUCCUUUUGUGUAACGGUCCUUUAUAAUCACGUCGUUGCUCUGGGCACGCCGAGCAAGCUGCUGAUGAGGCUGCUCAUCAUUUCCCUAAUGGCCCGCUUCGAGGUGACGGAUGAGCACGCUAGUUUGUUCGGGCGCGUGAAGCGUGUGGCACUGACCAUCGUGCAGGACACGAAGGAGAGCGAACGAAACCGGGCACUGUUUUCGACAGGACACGAUGUGAUCAUCGAGCUGCACCGCAAGCUGCUGAUACACGCGGCUCGUCAAAACAAUAAGACACGCCAGCCGGCCCUGGACUUGUUCCGUGAAGUGUUCGACAGCAGCACGGCUAUUUUGCAGAGAUUUUUCGGUUUCAGUUUAGCAAAAGCACAACAACUCUACACAACCGUGAUGGAAACGAUGAACGCGGACGUAAAACUGAGGGAAUCGGAACUGAUCCACCUGUUCGGCGACGGUAUCGAUUUUGUGGAGAAAAUUCUCAGUUUCCGUGACACCGCACCGGAGUACUGUCGGUUUGCUGAGUUUUUCCUCAUGUUCAAAAGCUUGACGGCGGAACCGUAUGCCAGCUGUGUCCGUUUGGUGCGUCAUCUUGUGCGCCUUGCUUUCAGUUCCCAACUGGGAGAAAGUUUCUUUACGGAGGUAACAAGAUUGGUUCGAUCGUUGUAUGCUACUUUUCCCUCGGAUCCGUCUGUCAUGAAAGUGAUCGUGUUAUUCGCCUGUCACAGUAAUCGGCAUUUUAGCAGUUUACCGGCUGAGCAGCUUACAGAAGUGGCGGAAGCCGCCAUCGAAAUGAUCGAGUCGUUGAUGCACUUCGUUCGCCACUGUCCGACCGGCAUGCGUGCGGCGCUCUGUCGCAGGUGUCCACAUGCUCGACAGCACUUGGCCGAUCGGUUAAUCUCUGCCCUAAUCCACUUGGCGUCCAGCCAAAUGAAAGUUCGGCUGGGAGAACCACAGCAAGGCGCUAAACAUCCCAAACCAACACUAACUGUUGGCCGGGUAUGUGAACUGGCGCGUCGCAGAGUGAAACUGUUGCAGGAGCUGGAAUGCGAAGGAAAAGGUCCGUUACAAAACGAGUCCGUUCGAUACUGCGUGGUGUGGGUGCAGCGCACGUUAGCAUCGCUCAGACAGGAAAUAACCGAGAGCGACACAAAGGAACUGGGCGCUGUGUUGAGGCUGGUGAUCGAACAAAACGCGGUGCAGCGUUACGACUUUAUCAAAUCGGACCUGAUACUAGUGCGGUUACUAGAGAAUUGUUUUUACAGCGUACCCUCUGCCAAUGUGUCGACUUCCGCCCUGUGGCCAAAGCUGAGUGUUCAGUUGUUAAAACUGUUGCUUACGCUUCGCGAAAACCCAACCCCGACAAUCGUACAGAGCAACGCAUCGAUCGGCGUGAUUUUGCGCACGAUUAUGGCUUACCAAGCGGAAACGGACGAAGAAGAUCCUACACGGACCAUCACGGUGAUGCAGAUGUACGCCCACGCCGGCUACGAUCGAUUCGGGUUUGGCUUCAGGACGGAACCAACACACGACGAACAACUCACGAUCAUGGUACAGGAAAUGACGAUCGCCACUAACUAUAAAACAUCUCGCUCGAUCACGCACUGUUUUGACCAGCUGUGGAAGGUGGUUGAUGUACGGGAGCACUGUCUGCCCCUUGGUAUGGCACUGUACGCUUUCGACGAACAAGAAUGGGAAAAACUGCCUACGGCACAGAUAGACGAGCUCCGGGCUAGUUUGGCGAACCACGAACCGAAAACGACUUCCGAGCGCUUUCAACGUUCAGCGGCGCUGGGCAACAUUAGCUAUCGGCGCAUCUUGCACUGGCAGCGUGCUCUAUUGGAUCGCCUCCGGCUGGUACUGUUCGAAAGGGAAGACAUCCGCAACGAUCGGAUCGACAAGAUGUUACUGGAAAUUCAGUUCGAUCAAGACGCACAACUUCAAGAACGACUGGAAGCACUGCGACUUCACUACCGUACGAUGGUAACCGUCUUGGUGGAAGAUGAUUUUCAGCUGAUCUCACUGCUGCCAUCGUUAACGUUUGUUUCGAGCGUACUCAACAAUACCGCUCGUUACUAUCAACUGAACUACCAUCCUCAUCAGGCGACCGAGUUGCAACUACUGAACCUCUUGCUCGUCAGCCAGCGCCGCGCUGAACGUCCCCUCGAUCAGUGCGUGGCCAUCGGGUUCCUGCUCGAGUACCACCAGGUGACGGAAGAUGUGUUGCGGCAGUUUCCCAUGAAUUCUGGUUGGCCAAACUUUGCCGGUGGAGAUCUUGGAACGUUGAAGGCACUGUCGGUGCGGGCGGCGGAGUUACUUCACACGUUCACGGGUAACGAAUCUGCCAACAAUUGCACCGUGCCAGAAAACCGGCGAUAUCCACUGCUGGACCUUUACCUCACGCUGGCCGUCUACCGUGGCUCGAAGCAGUCGGAUGCGGCUCUUUCUGCUGCACUGCAACUGAUUCGGCGGGGUCUUGCGCACGCUGAUCGAUUGUGCGCGAAAGGUGAUCUCUCCGAAGACAGUCGCCACCUGAUGAAGGGUCGCGCGGCACAGAUUGUGUUCCGUUUGGCGUCGGACUAUGGAUUACCCUUUCAGGAGGCAACUCCUCAGAUGGCGUUUGUGAGGCUGAUGCUCGGGAAUUUCAAUGAACUGCAGAAGCUCUGUGGCGAGCACACACUCAUCCUUUCGUCGGCGACGGUCGAGAUGACGGUGACCGUGCUGCAGUUCAUGAUCGUGCGGUACGACACUACUCAGUACAUCGUGGGGUACGUGGAGCAGUUGCUGAAGUUUGCCAUGCGCCGCGGAGCGGGACUACGUGUGAUGCAGCUGCUGCUCCUGUACGGCAGCAUAAUGGUGGACUCCGAAAAGCUGGACCGCUGUGAGCUGGCCAUACGUUAUCUUGACCGUUUGCUGAUGCUGCGUCCCAUUAAUUCAGGAAAGAGUCAUUCGAAAAGGGUGACACGAAAUCCCAUCGACAUGGACAGUGCGUGCCAACUGAAUCAAGAUUUUAACCGUCCCGUGCUGAGCGGUGUGGGCAAUGAUGAUGAUGAUGGCGCUCGAAAAGUGGCAAAGAAGGACCCAGAAAAAUUAAUUAUGUCGAACGGUGGCGGAACGGAUCCAGUGGACGGGCAGACGGAAGUGCCUAUCGAGCACUAUCUAAUGUUUGGUCAUGCGCCUUCGUGCGACUGUCGCUUCUGUUGCAACCCACAGUACAAAUCGAUGGCCUUCAAAACGGCAGCUCUGACGGCUCGAUUGGCGGUUUUGAAUCGCGAGCCGAUCGAACGUACCGAUCAUUACUACGAUGCGAUCACCGAUCACUGGUUGUCGGUGAUGGAACCACUGCUAAUUUGGUGCUUGGGUGGCUAUCGAUCGGACCUGCUGAAGGAUGUAAUGCGUACGAUGGUACAGCGAGGUUUAUUUCUUGUCCGAUGCGGCCGAUAUGAGACCGCAAGGAAGGUUUACGAGCGAGCUUUGGCCCUAUCCGAUUCCAAGCACAUUGUGGUAGAUAGGGCGUUGUACGAGGACAUCCGCUUCAAUCUACAAGUGUUAUCAAACUUUGACCAACAAAAUACAAACGUCCACCAAAGAAAACCUUCGGUGACGUUAGAAAGUUACAAAAGAUUUCUUGCCACUCGAAACAGCAGCGUGGCGACACUGGAAACGGAUCUCGGCAAACUCCAGCUAAAAACUCCCACCAAAGUCGUAGCACGUGGUGCCGUACGUCCCCCACCAAAGACGGUUGAUCGAGUGAACGAACUGCUCCGGCAGUCCGCUUCACGACGUUACCAGCGCGCACAAGGUGUGAACGAUUCCGCACUUACUGCUGCCAGCAUCGAAGGAAUUGGAAUCGUUAAAGUUGCUUCAGCGUCAGCGCGCAAACCCAAAACGGUCAACAUAUUUAUGGAUUCUCCUCCAGCACCAGGACGAUCAAGAAAGACGAAAAAAGGGAGCUCGGAAAACCCAGCUCCGGUGGCCCCUGAGAAAUCACAAUCAGAUGCUGCGAAAAUAUCGGCGAAUGUAGUCAACACCAAGUCCUCUGCUGAUCCGGGCGGCGGGUUCCAACAACAAUCGGAUCAUAAGGCAAUCGGAAAUUCUAAGCCAACGCAAUCCGUAUAUGUAGAUUUUCCAGUGCUCCACGCUGCAAACACUCCUAAGCGUCCGGGCACAUCUUCAAACUCAAACGACAAUCGACUUGGCGGCAGUCCUUCGUUGAACGGAUCGUUUCGAGAUGCUCUUGUCCUGGGAAAGUCAUCGAGAGAGGCUACAAAACCCCCCACAGAGGACGGGAGCGUCAUCGUGCUGGACGAUUCGUCGUCGGACAUCAAGACGGUGUCGAACGAAGCAAUCGAAACGAGCUUCGUAGAUUCACGCACACAAACGCUUACCAAUUCGGCGUUGGCUCUAAGAACGUACUCGGAUCGUAAGCGCACGGCAAAUGGCGGUAGUACACCGUUAUCAGCGGUGGGACCAUCGUCUGCAGUAAAGCGAAAGCCGCCGACCGUUACCAAAGUGCGACUUCGUUUCGAUGAUCCCCCCACACCCGAACGGCGGCGAGAAGAACUGCAGAAAGACGGAACGAAACAGCGCUCCGACAAGCCGUUUGCGGGCACCGAUGGGAAUCCGAGAAAAGCGGUCCGUGAUCGUGGUACAGGUCCAACGGGAGACCGAGCGAAAAGAGCAAACGUGUGCCCACCGGCGACGGAAGUGAUCGUACUGGACUGUUCGGCGGAAAAUGCGGCACCCGAUAACAUUGCGACGCGUACCAGGCAGCGCAGAAAACGCAAUUGA